AUGACAGACGAAGAGGCCGUGAACCCAAACGACCCGGCCCAAACCCAUGAUAUCCCCAAGCUAGAAGAUAUUCUAAAUGACUCCAUCGAUCCUGAAUCGGCGUAUUCAAAACUGAACUUUCUCAAGUUCCUCAUUGCUAAACAUUGUAUAGAAAAUUACGAAUGUUACACAGAAUUGCAGUCCCUCUUUUUAAGUUACGAUAAAUUGAAAAAUAAUAACUUGACUUCAAACUGGAUUGUCUUUUACAAUACUUUUAUAGCAAGGGAAAUCGUCAAUCUCCCGGCAGAUGUGGUAUGCCUAGUGUCAAAGAAUUGCUUGCCAUCAAGGAACAUUCUACGCAAAAUGGAGAAAAUCCUCAUAAACUUCCUCUACAUUAGCUACUACGAAUUUGUCUCCAUUAAUAAACAGAAAAUCCCAAAUAGAUCGUCAACUUUCUCCUCAAAUAUCUCAACUUCAUCACCCUUGUCGAACUUGUCCCCUUCAACCUCCCUUUGCAGUGAAUGCUCCACUAAUAAACAGUUCUCCAACUUUAGCACCGCAGAUAUUAUCAAUGACCAUAGAAUGGCUGCUCCUUCUUCUUCUUCUUCUUCUUCUUCUUCCCCAACCCCCUCCCGUGCGGCGUCCCCCUCCAACGAGAGCGCCAUCACAGUGUCCACCACCAAAUGCUCAAACGUAAACUGCAAGAGACACACAGACUCCAUCAGUUGGUCAAAGAUAUCUAGGAAAUUCUCUUGGCAAAGAAGACGCUCCUCUUAG
Messenger RNA from Pichia kudriavzevii, 756 nucleotides. RefSeq lists its product as uncharacterized. The record is from RefSeq and is a predicted model, not a curated record. NCBI's taxonomy places the organism in Eukaryota, Fungi, Ascomycota, Pichiomycetes, Pichiales, Pichiaceae. The transcript has a single exon. Bases 1 to 756 code for a protein of 251 amino acids.